Messenger RNA from Drosophila obscura, 13135 nucleotides. It is a transcript of the gene brat, whose product is annotated as brain tumor protein. Bases 791 to 3985 code for a protein of 1064 amino acids. Gene Ontology annotation, molecular function: mRNA 3'-UTR binding; translation repressor activity; protein binding. The record is from RefSeq and is a predicted model, not a curated record. The transcript has 3 exons. Lineage: Eukaryota; Metazoa; Arthropoda; Insecta; Diptera; Drosophilidae. Gene Ontology annotation, biological process: negative regulation of translation.
GUUUGACACCUCUACUGCCGGCGAUUUGAGCGUCUUUUAAUUUAUAUUAUAGAUAUUGUUCUAAGCCCUACCUAAAGCAAGACGACUAACUAUAACUCCAGCUCUAAUAAGUUCUCGUCGCGGAUUUUGGGACAUACGACGCAGCUGUUAAUUCGUUUAUUUGUGCUUGUUAAUGUGUUUGUUUGAAGGCGAAAAAGUCUUAAGCAGCAGAAAAGGCGGCAAAAGAGAAGCAAAGAACUAAACCAAACCAAACCGCUAUGUGCAAGGCGAGGCUGCAGCAAAAAAAACUGCAACGGCAAACAUAAUUGUUUUCGCAAUACGCUGAGCGUGUAGUGGCGCAGUUCAAAAAAAAAAAAAAACCGACAGACGCACACUACGGCGGCCCGGAGGCGUCCAUAUACCUUUGCGUUUUCGCGCCCAUAAAUAAACGGGAAUAAACUGCAAUACAGCAUCUUGUGCGCGCGCCGCCAUUAACUGACAGUACCCAAAAGUAUGCUACACAAAUCUGUUUCAGCGUGUCCCCGCAAGCAAAAGCAAAAACAAAAGCAAAAGCAACACAACCACAACUACAACUACAGCCACAGCCACAGCAAGCAGAGAGCAAUCAGAUUAGUGACUGCAGAGAGCAACAACUAGAGAGAAGAACAGAAGAACAACAACCACAAGCUGAGCAACGGAAGAACGAAAGCGGAUAUUAGAACAUAGAAUUUUCAACAAGAUAUACAAAAACAAAACAGUAAAGCUGUUACUCCUAACGGUCAACGAAGCCAACGCAGGCCAUUACACAAAGAUGGCGUCCUCGCCGACACCAUCUCUGGACUCGAUGCGGGGCGGUGCGAACUCGAUUGAGUCGUACGAGCACGCCGGCUACCUAUCAGACUCCCCGCUCACCCUGAGCGGCUCAUCGCCACCGGCAAGCGACUCGGCGAUCUGCAGCGACGAGUACACCAGCGUCGGCAGCAGCAGUGUCGGCGUCAAGGCACGAUCGGACGUGACCGUCAUCAAUGGCCACCACCCUAUAUCGGCCUCCGUCUCGUCCAGCUCUUCGGCCAGCUCGUCCUCCUGCUCGUCCUCAUCCUCGUCGAGCUCCUCGUCGUCGUCCUCAUCCAGCUCAUCGACCAGCGGCCUGAGCGGGUGCGGCAGCACUAGCAGCAGCGUCAUCAGCGCCAGCAAUGUGUCCUCGAACGGACCCGGCGUCAUUGGCAGCAAUCUUCAAAGCUCCGCCAGCGGCAGCACCUCGGGCAUCAGUAGCCUGGUCGUGGGCGCGGGCAAGGGGAGCUCCAGCACUGGCAGCGCCUCCUCCAACACAUCCAACGGGAGCAGCAACGGCAGCGUCAACAACAACGGCAGCUCCCCGCCCCGGUGCACCGCCUGCAAGAGCAAGUGCAGCGACGCGGUGGCCAAAUGCUUUGACUGCCAGAGCUACCUGUGCGCCAACUGCGUGACGGCCCACGAGUUCAUGCACUGCUUCAACGGCCACAACGUGUGCCUCAUCAAGGGGUUCGACGCGACCGCCUCGAACCUGCCGCUGGCGGUGAGCCCGCCCAGCAACAACCCGGCCUCCAAUGACUUCAAGUACGCCAGCUCCCUGACCAUGAUGCUGCAACAGCAGCAGCAGCUUGACACCCAGCAGCAGCAGCAGCAACAGCAACAACAGCAACAACAACAGCAACAACAGCAGCAGCUUCUGCCCACCCAGCCCAUGUCGCAGCUCUCGAAGAUCGUGCUUGCCGCCGCCGCCCAGGCCAGCUCCCAGGAGCAGCAGCAGCAGCAGCAGCAUCAACACCAGCAACAGCAACAGGAGAGCCUCUACAGCUCAGUUCACCAGCAGCGACAACUCUUUUGCCCACGCCACAAGCAGGAGCUGCUUAAGUUCAGCUGUCGCACCUGCUGCAUUCUGGUGUGCAAGGAGUGCAUCGUGCUGGAGCACUCGACUGGCCUGCACGAGCUGGAGAACGUCCAGUCACCAGCCCUGGCCACGGCGGCUGCCACUGCAGCUUCCGCGGCAAACGAGACGGCCCUGCAGACCCUCCUGGCGGACAUGCGCGGAAAGAUCGGUGAGAUCGUGGGCAUAGCCGGCAAUUCCGACCAGAAUCUGACCAAGGUCAAGCUCCAGUACCAGAAGGCGCACAACGAGUUGAACGAGACGCACCAGUUCUUCGCCUCCAUGCUGGACGAGCGCAAGACGGAGCUGCUGAAGGAGCUCGAGUCCCUCUACUCGGCCAAGAUAAACAGCAACAGCGCAUGGCUGCAGCGCUCACGGGAUCUGAUCGACAAGGGCCUGUCCACAUGCGAAGCGGUGGAGCGCUCGCCCGCUCCGCCCUCCGCUUUGUUGGCGGAGGCCCUUCUGCUGCGCAAGUCCCUGGAGCAGCAGCUGCAGACCGCCAUCCAGGACAUGCAGCUGCCCUUCGAGAUGGAGUUUAUGUCCAACUACCAGUCGAUCCAGGCCGGAGUACGCAACACCUUUGGCUAUAUCCGGGCCAGCAGCUCUGAUGGCGGCCAUGGCGCCCUCAGCCAGACCAGCAGCGGCCACGGCAAGCAGCCGCCCAUCGCUCGGCCCACGCAGAGCGCCAGCAAUAGCAGCGCCAGUAGCGCUGGAAGCCACAGCCACCAUCAUUCGGGCGGUCAGUCGGGCGCCCACCAGCAUCACCACCAUCAACAGCUGCACCAGGCGCAGCAGCACCAGCUGCAGACCCAAUCCACUCUCCAUGGCCUGGGGUUGGGCCUGAGCGGUGGCCUGCUCGAGAGCAGUUCCGUCGGAGGGGGGGCGUACACGAAUGGCAGCAGCCUGCUGCUGAGCGGCCGCGACCGCAGCGCCCUGGCCGUGGAGCAGCACUUUGGCGAGCUUCUGCCCAAGCGGGGCGGCUACAGCGGCAGCAGCGGCUCUGGAUCGGGAGCAGGCACCGUGGCCCACUACAAUCCAUACGAGAAGUGGAGCAACGGGGGCAGCGACAACCUCUUCUCAUCGGUUGGGGGUGGAAGCGGCGCCAGCUCUGCCGUGGUGGACGCGUUUGCCAGCCAGCUGUCCAGUCUCUCGUCUGGCAACGGGGGCGUGGUAGGAGGCGGCAGCGCCGUGAGCUCAGAGUCCCUGCUGGACCUGACCAACAAGCUGCUCUCGGCCACCAUAUACCCGCCCAAGUCGCAGAUCAAGCGCCAGAAGAUGAUCUACCACUGCAAGUUCGGAGAGUUUGGGGUGAUGGAGGGCCAGUUUACGGAGCCGAGCGGCGUGGCGGUGAACGCGCAGAACGACAUCAUUGUGGCGGACACGAACAACCACCGCAUCCAGAUCUUCGACAAGGAGGGCCGCUUCAAGUUCCAGUUCGGGGAGUGCGGCAAGCGGGACUCGCAGCUGCUGUAUCCCAACCGCGUGGCCGUCGUCCGCAACUCGGGCGACAUCAUCGUGACGGAGCGGUCGCCGACGCACCAGAUCCAGAUCUACAACCAGUACGGACAAUUCGUGCGCAAGUUCGGGGCUACGAUCCUGCAGCAUCCGCGCGGCGUUACGGUGGACAACAAGGGGCGGAUCAUAGUAGUGGAGUGCAAGGUGAUGCGCGUGAUCAUCUUCGAUCAGAACGGCAACGUGCUGCACAAGUUUGGGUGCUCAAAGCACCUGGAGUUCCCCAACGGCGUCGUGGUGAACGACAAACAGGAGAUCUUCAUCAGCGACAACCGGGCGCACUGCGUCAAGGUGUUCAACUACGAGGGCCAGUACCUGCGCCAGAUUGGCGGCGAGGGUAUCACCAACUACCCCAUCGGCGUGGGCAUCAACUCGAACGGCGAGAUCCUCAUCGCGGACAACCACAACAACUUCAACCUGACCAUCUUCACGCAGGACGGCCAGCUGAUCUCGGCCCUCGAGUCGAAGGUGAAGCACGCCCAGUGCUUUGACGUGGCGCUCAUGGACGACGGCAGCGUGGUGCUGGCCAGCAAGGACUACCGCCUCUACAUCUACCGCUACGUGCAGCUGGCGCCCGUGGGUAUGUAAACACGCUCGACAUCCACAACCACAGCCGCAGCCACGUGCGGAAGGACCUGUGCCUGUGCGUCUCUCUCUCACUCACACACUCUCUCAGUAGUCUGACUUGCGCGGUCACUCUCCCACCACUCUCUUACCUGUCACCUGUCUCCUGUCUUCUUCUGAUCUUUCCUAUGUCCCAUCCAUGUCCCAUGUCUCUCUCUAUCUCUCUCUCUAUAUAUAUAUAUAUAUGUCUCUGUCUCUCAAAUCCUAGGGUAGCGAGCAGUAGGCCCGCUCCGCUCUGUAACUCGCUCAGUAUCUGUAUAACACACACGCACACUGUUGGAACGAUUUUUAUUACCUUUUAAAUUAUUGUUGAAUUUUGUUUUAUUUUUAUAUACAUAUAUAUUUACACUGUUAAGCCUAGUUUUUACUUUUGUGUGUAUUUGUUUAUGAUAUGUGUAUGUAUUCAUGUUCAUGUUCAAGUUCAAGUCGGAUCGUGUCCACCUACCCCUCUAUAUCACUAUCACUAUCACCCAGCUCCCUGCUCCCUGCCCCCCGCUCCCUGCUCCCUGCUCCCUGCUCCAUCUCUCGCGUGCGCAAGUCCAAACAGGAUAAAAACGAAAGAAAAAAAAACAACAAAAAAAAACAAGAGUAAACCACAAAAUAAGAAUUUUUAUAUGCAUAAUAAUACCAGAAGAAGUCCCUCCACUUUCUCAUGUUCGUUGCAAACUAUGGAAGAAGCAAGAGAAAACAUAGAUUACAAAAAUAAAACAAAAAACUAAAAAAUAAUAAACUAUAAAUAACGAUUAGCUGCUUAUAACGACGAUCGAUAGUCGAAGAAGGGUCGAGUCGAGGAAAAGGUGGCUGCGCAUCGAGCGUAAUUAUUUGAUAACCGAUUGUAAUUCUAGAUGUAUCACUACUGCGCAGCUUGUUUGUUAUUAUUAUUCUUUGAUUGCAUAAAAAUUUGAUACAUAUAUAUAUUAUACAACUGUUUUUAUGUUUAUAAAUUAUUUUUUGAUUAUACUAUCUAUUGAUUACUGAUUAUUUAUACAAACCUAUUGCUUAAGAAAUGUUUGCUACCUUUAUAUGAAAACCACACCCACACCCACGCCCGAUUCCCAACCCGAACCAAAACUGAGCCCAAACCGCGACACAACAGAAUUCAUUUUUAUACUCGACUAGCUUUACGUUUUAUGUUUUACGUUUUAUGUUUUUUAUUCCAUUGUUUUACUAUACCACACCACACAAAAAAGUAUCUUUAACAAAAUAAUAACAAAGCCAAACCAAUCUUUGCCGUUUCAUAAUUUACAAGUCCACACACAACUGACACAAAAUCAGCAUAAAUCGUGCUCAUAAUUGUUGAUCCUUUAUUUAUGAGUACAUAUGUAUAUCCCUUACGAGUAUUUAUGAGUAACCCUGCUUAUUUCCAGCUGCAAUUUGCGUAAUUUCGAAUUUGUUGUUCAAUUAAACCGCAGAUAGUGGCAGUUUCGAUGCAAUUUGAACUAAUGUUCCAAUUAAAAGUGUGCAUAAAUCAAUUUUAAAGUAACAAAUACAUUUAACUGAAAGUUGGCAAUCAGCACAGAAGACUUAACAUUUAUAACUACUAUAAUUAUACAACUAGAUAUAUAAUAGAUAUGUGUCCCUAUACAUAUAUACUAGUACGAGUAUGACGGAAACACUUGAAGAGUGAAACAAAAAAAAAUCUCAAAUAAUUUAAAAAUUAUUAAAGAAACAUAAGGAAGAGGAGAAAUGGAAAGGAAGGAAGGAUAGAAAAACAGGCAGCAGCUUCGCUACGUUACGUUAGGUUCUCUUUCGAGGGCCGACAGUGCGUGCCUCCUUAUGCUUGUGGCGCGCACUGUAUCCAUUUAAGGCAUUUACUUUGCUAACUAAAGUGUUCUCUAAGUGUUAGUUAAAUAAUAAUUAAUAAUUAGACGAGCAGGGGGGGGAAUAUGUAAGGAACCGAACCUUUUGAGACUACAAACGCAACAUUAACAGGAACAGCAUUUAAAAAAUGUUUAUUUUGUAAUUCUUAAAGUAUUUAAUCUCUUUUUUUGUUGGUUUUGCUUGGAGCCCCUGUAACCCAGCAGCCUCAUCAGCCCCAACAGCCCCCGCCCCCCAUGACCACCCGACACACAUACACACACACACACACACGCACAUAAGCAGGUAUUAGACUUCUUGAAUAUAAUUAUUAUACAUACCUAUGUAUUACUUAUUUAAAUAUGCUAGCGCUUUCGUUGUUUGUUUUGGAAAAACGCUUUUCUUAGUGUAUUUUUUUUGGGUUUUCUAUGAUUAUUUUUGUGUGUAUUUAUUAAGUGAGAUUAUUAUAUAUACGAGCAUAUAUUUUGUAGUUUUCUCUUGUAACGACGAACGAUGUCAUUAUGUAUUGUAUGUAGCUGUAACGACGACGACGAUGCAAUGAUGCAACGGAGGGGGAAAUGAAAGUAUUGUACAUUUUCUGUGUGAGAAAACUUUUUACUUGACAACCAAAAAACAAAACCACAAAAAAAAACUAAAAACUGUUGAAAUUUUUUUAUAUAAAAAUUGUUAAAAGAAAACAAAUGAAAAACUGCUAAUUGAUGGUAUUUAUUAUGGCCUAAUAGGCAUAUAAUAUACCAAUACCAUACCUACAUAACUGAUAAUGUAGUUACUGUAUAUGCGAAUGCAAACUAUUUAAAUGUAUUUAUUAGCAUUUUGGAUGGCAUAGACCGAUUCCGGCGAGGACUUUUAUUUGUAUUUUGUGCUUGCGUAAACUUGUUUUUAUGUUUAUCAACUAUUAUUAUCAUUAUUAUUAGGUUUUUAAAUGUUAUGAAACGACCACACACCCACACCAACACACACCACACACAGACACACCAACACACACACACACAAAUGGAAAUGCAAAUAAAAAUUAUAGUAUUUAUACUAUAAAUUAUAGUAUUUAAAACAAAAAACUAAACAAUAACCAGACAGACCCUCUGCUCCACAAAUUGUUGUAAACUGUUGUCUACACGAAGCACACACACACACACAAUCCAACAAAUGCCACAAACAAAAUAAAAACAAAAACCAAGAAACAUUAAAGAUUUUGAUAUAUAUUCUGAUAAAAAAAACCCUAACUUGUUUGCUUUAUUUAUUUAGUAGUUUUAUUUGAUUUGAUUUAUUUUUUAUUUGAUUUUUAUAGUUUGAACAGUUGCGACGUUUUGUACACCCCUGAUGACCACCCUGAGACCCUCUCUCUCUCUGCUCUCCCUCUCCUGACAUCCCCCUGUGUCUGUAGUAGUGGUAUAAAAUAUAUAUAAACCUCAUAUGGUUAUAUGCAGUGAUGGAAAAAAUAAUAGAAACGGCAAUUUCCAUUCUGAACCGAAAAUUAACAACAACAAAAACGGGAUCCUCAGGAAUAGGUAUUUCAUAUCUUCUUUUGUCUUUUGGCGAUAAUAUAUUGCCUCUAUAAUUCGAUUUUAGCCGUUUUAUCACAAUAUAAGAACAAAAUUUGAAUGCGUUUCUAUUAUUUUUUCCAAGACAAAAACGUGAUCUUUCUACAAAUUAGUGUACCAAGCUCAUAAUUUUUACGAAAGGAGCCCAAAAGAGAAUCCAAAUCCAAAUCCUGAAACAAAGCACAGUUGUUUUUAUUCAAACAAUUUGCUCCAAAAAUGAAAUAUUUGGUUUCAAAUUUGAAUGCACAUGCCGUUUCUAUUAUUUUUUCCAUCACUGUAUAUACUUAUAUAUAUAUAUAUAUAUAUAUGAUGAAUGUAUGUUGAUAAACAUUUGAUGAAUUGAGAAUCUAAUAGACUGUGCAACAACAAAAACAUAAAGAAAGCCGAAAUAAUUUUUUUAAAUAUAUAUGUUUCUCUAUAUGCGAAAAUUGGUCAAAAAGAAGUCAAACACACACGCGACCCAAAGGACACCAUAAGGAAUCAUAUUUAUGUACAUAUAUAUGUAUAUGUAUAAGCUAGAUCGUAUAACUAUAGCACAGUGAGCUAUCAAAACUAACUACAUAUAGGACAGUACUCGUGUAUGCAUUUUUAUUUCUGAUAAUUCGAAUCGAUAAACGUUUUAUACCGCCAACUAACUGUGCUCUCCCCUAGAUAUACAUAAAUACAUACAUAUACACGAAUAUAUAUAGUCGCCAAACUGUAGUGUCAGAGUGGUUGAACUCUCCUACAACUCUGGCGCUGACUUUGUCGCAUGCGAAUAUCUCUACAUACAUACAUACGUACAUACAUAUGUAUAAACCGAUUUAUAUAUGUUAACAUUACCUAUAUAGUAUAUGUAGCUGGCCAUUUUGCGUGUGUGGCCAUUUGUGAUUAGUUUUUUGGGGAAAGGUCUCGUUUCUCCCUCCCAAAAACAGGAGAAGAAAAUAACAGAAAGGGAAAUCGAAAGAAAAGUAACACCACCAGUAGGAAAUGAAGGCAACAGGUCCGUUCUAGGAAGCGAUCCUUAAGGAAUAUUUUCAUUAGAGCUAAGUGUAAGUGUUGUUUAAUGAAUGGCAAAGGCAAUGGCAAAUGCAGUGCAUGCUAGUGUUGUAUAUCACUCAUAUAUACACGUACCUAUGUAUGUGCGAGAAAAUAUGUACUACUAUUACGACUAUUAUUUUUUGUGAUUGUUAGGAGCUCUAUAUGAAUGUUGAAUGGAAUCGAAGCAAAAUCGAAAUCAAGCGAGAUCGGUCCCCCCUAAGAACUGGGCUCUCUGUCUUUUUUCGAGCGGGUCAAGAGACUGCCAGGCACAAGUUACGUGGAAAAAAAACCUAGGGGAUAGGUUAUACUUACAUAUACUAUGCAAGUAGGUGUAUCCGUACAUAUGUAUAUGUUUGUAUGUCAUAUCUAAACCAGAAAACCAAAAAUCAUUUUAAUUGUAGUUUAUAUUUUUGAUAAAUGUUAUUAAGGAAAGGAAACAAAACGUAAAUCAAAGGCAUUCGUCGGCGUUGUUGAGCAUGUUUGUAUGGAAUUUAAAUUUUGUAAAAAUUCAAGGGGAUCGAUAUUGACAGACGUCAAACCAGCAGCGAACUAAUAAAAAACUAAAACCAAAAGUAAAUUAAAAUUCAAACUGGCUUCGUAGAAGUGUUUUUAAGUAUUAUUAGACUAUGCAUAAAGGAACCACUCGAGAAAUGCUUAAACACUAUGUAGUAUUUAACUGAAUAACCAAAUGAUUAUGCGUGUCUAUGCUUGGGGCAGCCACGAAUGCAAAACGAAUCCGAAUCGCUCGACCUUGCGGCAGCCCCAACAGUUUUCUGCAAGUAGAAUUUUAAUUCUUAUAGUCCGUCAAAGUGUUUUAACAGAAUAUAAGUAUACAUACAUAUAUACAGAUAAAUAUACAUAUGUACAUCAAGAAAGUAUUUAUAUAAAUUUAUGUAUGUUCAAUAUGCAUGCUUGAGUAGUGUCUGUUUGUAUGUAUGUCAUUUGUGCGAAUCGUAAUAUUGUAAAAUUGUAGAAAGGAUUGUUCUUUCCCCUCUUAUAAUUUUCCCUUUGUCAAUGGGAGCAAGGAAUCAAUCAAUCAGAUUGGAAAAAGUUCAGCAGUCUAUUCCCUUCUUCUGGCGAGUUUUUUCCCCCACAUUCGACUAGUAAUCCCAACCACAACAUAAACAUUAUUGAUAAACACUAAAAACCAAACAAAUAAUUGACUAUGACUGAUUUUAUACACGAAUUGAAAACAUUUACACAACAAAUUAUACACAUAUACAUGCAUAUACAUAUAUAUUUAUAAUGUUGCUACUAUAUAACGAAUCAAGUUGAAGUUGAUGCCCGCAAACGCGGCCCUCUCCAUCUGUAAUACAUUUACACUCUAGUAGGCUACAUCUGCUACAUACAUAUGUAAGCCGUAAGUUAUGAACCGUAUAUAUAAAUCAUAUAUAUCUACAAAUAUAUACGAAUAUAUUUAUGUGUGUAUUUAAAGGCAAAAAAACCAAAUUUAGUAGAAAACUUACCAUUUUUCAACACUAGAAAACAACAAAAUCUUAGACUGCUUCGAAAACGUAAACGUGAAACUAAAAACAUAAAACAAAAAAAAAAACUUGAAAAAAACUAAAAAAAAAACUCUUAUGUGAAAUAAAAUGAAUAUGAGACUCGUUUAGGGAAUUUUUCUGAACAGACUUUUCCGUUUCCGCUUUUCCAUACUGCACUUGUUUAAACUGAGGAACGAAGACUCAACUGAUUUUAGAUGAAAACUGAUCUUUCACUUUCUCAAAACAAACUCAACUGAAUAAAAACCCUAGAACUCUAAACGCGCAAGACAUCCACAACUACAAAUAUAAAUAUAUAUAAAUAUUUUCGCUAAUUUUUCUAGCUGCAAAAUACAAUAUUUAUAUACAUAAUAUACAUAUACAUAUAUAACCGAUAAAAAUAGUGCGUAUACAAAACACAAGGCAUAUUAACUGUUUGUUGUUAGCUGCUUAAUCUUCCUAUUGAAGACUAAAAAAAAACCAAAAAAAAAUUAUUAAACAAUUCAUAUCCCAAGCUUUUUUGUAAUUUUUAAAGCAAAGCAACGCAUUUCAAAAAUAAUAAAAAAUUGUUAGGAAUUUAAGGUAAAAGUUAAUGAAAAUUUAAAUGAGAACCAAAUGGGCAAUGGAAAAUGCAAUAACUAAAUGAGGGAAUUCUAAUUAUGGAACAACUAUUAUCUUUAUUUUUUUGAUUGCAUUGAUUUGUAUUUUUAAGGUGGAACACAGGAAUCCCAAAGAGAGUGUGCGUAGAAUUGAAUUUACACUUCCAGUUGCUUGGUAUAAUUUCUUUUUGUUGUUACCCAUUGAUUUUAAUUUUUGUACCCCCUUUUUUUUGCAGUGCUGCACAGCAAAAACCACGACAGCAUCAGCACCCAAAGCUUGGCAGACAGAAUACAGCAUUUCAUUUGAAUAGAGGAGAUAGCACUCUAUCUAAUCUCUGUAUAUUAUUAACAAACAUUCCCCAUUCACUUCUGCUAUGUUAAAUUUGUUGUUUGAGAAAGGAAGAUCUAUAUACAUAUGUAAUGAAGGAUGGAUGACAUAUGCUCCUACUCGCAUAUACUCUUAUGAAUGUGCAUUGGACAGUUUUCGUUAUGCAAUUAAUUUAAAUCAAUUUCGGGACUCAAAAAAGUAUAUAAAUAUGCAUACAUACACACUGGUAUAUGUAUGUAUGUAUUUCCAAUUAGUGUAAAUGAGUCUCUACGGUCGAACCGCACACAAGAAACACACACACUCACACACAGAUACACACGUAGACAGAAAAGGAGGAAAACAAGACGAUUGAGAUACACAUACAUACAUACGAUGCAUAAAUGUUAGCUCAUCUAAUCAUAAUCAUACAUACGCAUUCGAUAUAGAUUCUAGUGUUUACAUAGCUACAUAUAUAGUGCAACUACGCCGAUCAUGGAACCAUCAUCUAGUCAUCAUGCAUACACAUAUACAUACAUACAUAUAUAUAUAUAUGUAUUUUUAUAAUUAUUAAUAUUAAUCAAUAAGUGGAAAAGAAACCUAAACCAAAUAAGAACGAGAACAGAACACCAAUCUAAUGUUAAAUGUCGUUACAAUUAAGUUUUCUUUAUAGCUGACCUUUAUAUAUUUUUUGACUAAGAACUAAUUUUUAUACGUACAAUAUAUGUAUUCCCUUUAAACGCAAUUUGAAUUUAAAUUUGAAAGUCUCUGCUAAAGCCAAGUUGAAUUUGAAAGUGUAACUAAAAAAAACGAGAGUAUACAGGGUGUUGCUUAAAUUGCUUUUACAUACAUAUAUACCAUACACAUAGACAUACUUAAACACAUAUUAUUAAUGGAAAAACCAAAAGCAAACUUUUUAUACGCUGAACAAUAUGUUUUCCCUGUGGUUAAUUGUUUUCACAAAUCGUUCCGUUGAAACUCUUAUAUUUCGCUCAAAUUUUGUUUUAAACUUAGGAGAUACAAACGAAACAAAAAAAAAAAAACAUGUUAAAGCAAAGGACAAGAAUGUGGAAAAUAUGGACUGACAUGCAAAUAAUGUAUAUCAUUGAGGGUUGGCAUUUUUAAUCAUAUAUGCAUAAUUAUAUAUAUUAUAUAGAGACUUUGUCAGGCGCCAUUCUCAGCUGUUUCGAAAGAGGAAAUUGUUAAAUUUUUGUGUUGAAAGAAAUGAAAAAAUAUGAAAAAAACGAUAUACACGCCCACCAAAUGCAUACUAUAUGCAAUAUACUGUUUCUUAUAUGCAUACAAACAUUUAACCUCAUACAUACAGAAUUACAUAGAUUUGGUUCAUUUUUUUACUGACACUCAACCUUACUUACUGCCAGGAUCAGCUCAGCUCAUCUCCUCAAGCCCCCGCAUGGUACUCACUCACCCACUCACUCACUCACUCACUCAUUGAAUCAUUCAGUCAGUAAGUCAAGUACAGGAUCCUACCAACGAACCAAGCACAGUUUAAACUUUAAAGAUAACGACAACUUUCUCAAGAAUAUCAAACCAAAACGAAGCAUUUAAAUUGAUCACUUUCUAUUUUUCGAUAACCACAAAGCUGUGUUUUUUUUGUAUUCCACUAGAUUUGAAUUCAAAAAGAACAGAAAAAACAAAGUAAAGUGUAUUGUAAUCAAAAUCGUAACUAUAUCGAAUACGAUUUAAUUGAAUGUGAACGUUAUAAACUCAUUAACUAUUAUUAUUACUACGAUUCCAACUGUAUUGUAUGCGCAUUUUAUAUAUAUGUAUAUACAUAUAUAAAAAAGCAAAACAAGUCAAACAAAGAUUAAAACUCAUUAAUGUAAUGUGUAAGUAAAGCAAAAAGCAACAAAUAAUUGCUGUAAAUUAUAUAUAAAUAUUUUUAUACACGUGGAAUAAUAUAAUAAUAUCUGAAAUGCUGCAACUUGCUAGAGCUAAUUCUGGAAAAGACACCCUCUAUGAAUUUUAUAUAUACUGAAUACUGAUUAUGAAUAGUACUCGAAAUACCAACAACAGCAACAGCAUCGAAAAAAACUUGCAAAAUAAUACGAGUAUUGAUAAAAUAAAAAGAGAACGAUGAAAAGUCUUUUAAUGCUUAGGGGCCACAAUUUUCGAAGUAAUUAAAAAAUGAGAAAAACCAAAAACCAAAAAACAAAAAAAAAACGAAACAUGAAAUUAUUAUUAUAUUAAAGUACGGUAUUAAUUAACAUUUAAAAAAUGUUGUGUAUCAGUAAUAAUAAACCAACCAAGCAACAAAAACCAACAACCACAAUUGUAUUAUUGUAAGAAUUUCUAUUUCCAUCAAAACACAAUAAAAUUAUUUUGUUUUUAAA